AGAAACGUGAAGGGCAAGCGCAACGAAGAGGCAAGAAACGUGAAGGGCGAGCCAGGGAAGCGAGGGGAGGACGAGGACAGGGGAGAGACACCCAACACUCGCUCGUGAACCGAAUCCAGCCCCUACCCAGGCCGUUCUCCAUAGCCGAGACGAGAGGGGUCCUCCCCUCUUCCUCGGGGCCGAGAGAGCGGAAAGCCGGAGAGGCACGGCCCCGGUCCGAUCGCGCGAAAUGUACAAGUCGCGGCUGCAGGAGCUGUGCCAGCAGCGGCGGUGGGGGGCGCCGGUGUACGAGCACACCCGCGAGGGCCCCGACCACGUGCCCCUCUUCCGCGCCACCGUCGCCGUUAACGGCGCCGAGUUCCGCUCCCCGGACAACGGCGCGCGGUCCGCUAAGGAGGCGCACAACCUCGCCGCCAUGGCCGCCUUCCAGCACCUCACCGCGCUUCCGGCCUCGCCCGCUCCCCCGCCCCCACCGCCCGACAUUCAACUUCCUUCCAAGAAUCAGUUGCAAAUUUAUGCUCAGAAACGAGGCAAACAGCUGCCUUUGUAUCGCACCAUUCAGGAAGGUCCACCUCAUGCACCUCUGUUCAAGUCAAUAGUGACCAUAGAUGGGCGAACAUUCGAGAGUCCGGAAUACUGUCACACAUUGAAGGAGGCCGAAACUGCUGCUGCACAAGUUGCUCUGAUGUCCUUACCUCUAGAAGCAAGUCCACCAAAGCAAUCAACGGUUCCAUCUCUGUCGUAUAAGAAUCUUCUACAAGAAAUAGCUCAGAAAGAAGGCUUUCCCUUGCCUGUCUACAAAACAACUUCAGAUAUCUCAAAUAAUUCUGGUACAUUCGAAUCAACUGUGGAAAUCCAAGGUACAAUUUUUCAGGGAGAGCCAGGGAACACUAAGAAGCAAGCAGAGAUGAAUGUUGCUAAGGUUGCUUUUCAACAUUUCAAAGACAGGGAAAAAGGCUUUGUUUCUUCCACUGUUCUUGGAGGAUCACACAUGCAAAGAACCCAGAACCUAUCCGUUGAACAAGAGAUCAUGAUCAUAGAGCCUGAUUUUUCAGUGCCCGGUGCAUCAACUAUAAAUGACGAUUCUCGCUCACUUGGCUCCGCUAACCCCCUAUCUGAUACCAACAAAACUCAAUCUCUGGAUGAAAGUACCCGGUCUAGUGAGUUGAAAGUGGGCAAACUGCCCCUCCCAGAGCCAAGCACAGAAGUUCAAGUGAUGGACUCGUCUCUGAAACUUGAAAAACAGCCCCUUCCAGCGCCAAGCACAGAAGUUGAAGUAAUGGACUCAUCUCUGGAAGUUGACAAACUUCCCCUUCCAGAGCCAAGCACAGAAGUUGAAGUAAUAAAUUCGUCUCAAGAAGCUGACAAACCGUCCAUUCCAGAGCCAAGCACAGAAGUUGAAGUAAUGGACUCGUCUCUGGAACAUGCAUCGAAUGUGGAUGAUUGCUCACCCCCCAUAGCCUCAACCCAUACUCCUGGUCUUGCCAUGACAACAACAGCGCCCGUUAGCUCCGAUGGAUGCGGUUGCUACAUGUUAACUAACCGAAUCCAAGUCUACCCACGCCAUCCUGACAUGGUUAUACCGAAAGAUGCAACCAUGCUUCCCAUCAGCGACGAUGCAUGGGUGGCAGUCAGCCUACCUUACUCCAACCAUGGAGGUAGCAGGACUACCGCGUAGGAACAUUAGAGCAGACAAGGAAAAUGGACCAAUGCUUUUGUGAUGUUGUAUGUAACAAGACCGCCAUUCGCUGCGACGUCUGUGAUGUGGAGACUGAUGUAACUCCUAUUGUAUCUGGCUGAAGCUUUCUUUAUUCAUAUUAUGUGGAAUAGGAUUUUUUUUUUUUUUUUUUUUUUUUUUUGGUGAUGUGGAGACUGAUUAUGGCUGAAGCUACUUGCUCAACUAUGCGAGCGAAACCUAAGUUGCACUUCUAUCAGGCUGCCAGAUUAUAUAACAACUCGGAAAUAAAAGACCAGAACUUUAAUGGGACCA
Molecule: messenger RNA, 1990 nt
Organism: Phragmites australis (common reed)
Lineage: Eukaryota; Viridiplantae; Streptophyta; Magnoliopsida; Poales; Poaceae
Product: double-stranded RNA-binding protein 1-like
Exons: 6
Coding region: 230-1678 (482 amino acids)
Molecular function (GO): double-stranded RNA binding
Source: RefSeq, a predicted model, not a curated record